Messenger RNA from Moesziomyces aphidis, 1044 nucleotides. NCBI's taxonomy places the organism in Eukaryota, Fungi, Basidiomycota, Ustilaginomycetes, Ustilaginales, Ustilaginaceae. The record is from the annotation of a GenBank genome assembly.
AUGGCAGGCCGCGAUCGCACUCUCCGCAAUACGCUCAGCUACAGUACCCGGCCGCUCUGGGACAAGUUCGACGACACCAUCCCACACGAUGAGAUUAGGCAUUACACGGCGUGGUCGCUUCCAGCCAACGACACAGCCGCAUGCGCCCGCCACGGCUGGACGCCAUACCCGCCAGCACAACGACCCAAGGUGUACGAUGUGAUCAUCUUUAGCGUCGAGCUCGAGAUGCUCGAGCUGCGCUUCAAAGAGCUUUACGACGCUGUAGACACAUUCGUCAUUGUCGAGAGCAACACCACCUUCACGGGCAAGCCCAAGAAGCUUGGCUUUGAUGCAGCCAGGUACGCGCAGUACCGCGACAAGAUUCAAUACUUUACCAUCGCAGGUCGUGCACUGGCACCGGGCGAAGGGCCUUUUGCGAUCGAGGGCGAGCAACGCAAGCACGUCACCGAGCUGCUACGUUCGCAGGUGCAGCCUCCCGACGGCAGUCUGAUCCUCAUGUCCGAUGUCGACGAGAUCCCUUCGCUCGCUGCUGUGCAGCUGCUGACCACCUGUCAAUCGCCUCUGCCCUUGCACUUGUCCCUGCGAUCGUACGUCUACUCGUUCGAAUUUCCCACCACCGCCAAGUCGUGGCGUGCACAGGUACAUGCCUGGACAUCCUCCGACACCUGGUACAACCACGGCAAGGUCACCGACAACAUCCUCCUCGACGCUGGUUGGCAUUGCUCCUCCUGCUUCCACCGCAUCUCCGACUAUCAGUUCAAGAUGCAAUCCUACAGCCACAGCGACCGCCUCUUCGGCAACCGACACUGGCGUCAACUCCUCCAUCCCAACAUCAUCCUCGACAAGAUCUGUGCAGGCAAGGAUCUCUUCGACAUGCUCCCGGAAGCAUACACCUGGAGCGAACUGCUCAAUCGUUGGAGCGGCGAAACUCGCAGCAACACCACAGCCAACCUGCCCAGAGGCUUGAUGGACAAUCAGUCCAAGUUCAAAUUCCUACUCCCCGGCGGAUGUAAAGCACGAGAUCUGGCGUCAGGACUGGAAUGA